AGCCAAUCAAAGAUUAUCGUGGGCGGGCCUAUUGAUCCAUGGUUUGGUUGAGACGCGAAACGUAGUAUUGACGAGGUUUUGUGACCUAGACAUGUCUCAAAGCACUAAACACCAGCAGACUGAAUCUUCCUGUAGCCCCAACUUGAAUAGAGGGAUGCUGGUCAUGGGGGGAGUAAAACAGGAACAGAGUGAGGCCCCCCUUCCCCGUGGCACCAGCUCACAGGACUCGGCCCAAGAAGAGAAUACUCUGUCCCUGACUGUUCAGCCAGUGAAAAAAAGAGGCUGGCCAAAAGGCAAGAAAAGGAAGAAGGUACUGCCUAAUGGACCCAAGGCCCCUGUGACGGGCUACGUGCGCUUCCUCAAUGAGCGGCGCGAGCAGAUCCGUGCCCUGCAUCCUGACCUGCCCUUCCCAGAAAUAACCAAGAGGCUGGGUGCCGAGUGGAGCAGGCUAGCCCCGCUGGAUAAACAGCGGUACCUUGAUGAAGCUGAACGGGAGAAACAGCAAUAUGCAAGGGAACUCAGGGAAUACCAGCAGAGUGAGGCUUAUCAGAUCACCAGCGCCAAGAUCCAGGACAAAAAAGUCAAGAGAGAAGAGCUUCCAUCUGUGAUUAUCAACGCCAGUAGUUUUGGCCAAACUGGAAUGAAGGGCUCAGACCUUUCCAACAGGUUCGAUGUUCCCAUCUUUACAGAAGAGUUCUUGGACCAGAAUAAAGCACGGGAGGCUGAGCUGCGGCGCCUCCGCAAAGCCAACGUGGAGUUCGAGGAGCAGAACCACAUGCUGCAGAAGCACAUCGCCGACAUGUACAGCGCCAAGGAGCGCCUGGAGGCCGAGCUGGGCCAGGACGAGCUACGUACAAAGGCCCUGCAACGCCACCUGCUGGCCGUCAAGCACACCCUUGUCAACAGCCUGGCUGCGGUGCCCCUACCUGGUACCGGUGAGACUCCCUCACUGGGUACGCUGGACUCGUACCUGAGCCGGAUGAGCAGCAUGCUGGAGAGCAGCCCCACCGAGCACCGUGCCCUGCUGGGCCAGCUCAAGGAGGUCUUGUCUCACUUUGAUAGUGAGAAGCUCUGAGGAGCCUGGAGGAUGGUGGCGAUAUGGUGGACCGCGGAGCUGGGCCAGGAUCUGAUCUAUGCGAAUGAGACUGAGAGUACUCCACCGUCGUACAGCUUUACUACUCAGAUGUAGCAUAGUGACAUAACCGGUGCAGAACGCAUUACAUCAGGUCAAAACAGUUCCGGUUUACAAUUCAGUGCAGGACCAGCUUGUGUGUUACGUGACUAAGGAAAUGUCUAACAUUAAUUUCUUGUCAUAUUAAGUAUGUUUGUAAUGAAUUUUGUCUCUGAAAUGGAUACACAAAUUUACAUGAUUUUUGUAUGUAUGUAUUACAAAAUAUCCUUUGUGAACGGUAUUUGUAUGAUGCGGGAUUGCCGCUUCAGGAGUUAACUUAACAGACAAUGUAUAUUAUUCCAUAGUUCUCUUUUGGUCUUCUAUACGUAUAUUCCUUUGCUUCUUCUGAAAGCAAGAGACUGAGAUAAGCCAAGUAACUAGUCAGUGAAUAUGUGUUGAACAAUAACACACUAUAUUUUGAUCAGAAUAAUGUGGGUUUUGAAAAGUGUCAGUUAUAUAAUGUAUGAAUAAAGCAUGCGUGCUUCUGGUAAAAUUGUCUCUACAUUCCAAUGUGAUAAUUUAAAUGAAAUAAAAAUGGACCUUCGCCUACAUUUACCAAAA
Brienomyrus brachyistius is the source of this 1732-nucleotide messenger RNA. It is a transcript of the gene hmg20b, whose product is annotated as high mobility group 20B. Gene Ontology annotation, cellular component: nucleus. The coding region runs from base 92 to 1075 and encodes 327 amino acids. The transcript is spliced from 10 exons. The record is from RefSeq and is a predicted model, not a curated record. Lineage: Eukaryota; Metazoa; Chordata; Actinopteri; Osteoglossiformes; Mormyridae. Gene Ontology annotation, biological process: regulation of gene expression.